Molecule: messenger RNA, 1242 nt
Organism: Bubalus bubalis (water buffalo)
Lineage: Eukaryota; Metazoa; Chordata; Mammalia; Artiodactyla; Bovidae
Gene: NNAT
Product: neuronatin
Exons: 3
Coding region: 84-329 (81 amino acids)
Biological process (GO): brain development; positive regulation of insulin secretion
Cellular component (GO): cytoplasm
Source: RefSeq, a predicted model, not a curated record
UGCGCCCAACAGCGGACUCCGAGAGGCUAGCGGACCUCGGAACCGGCAGCACUCGCUCUCAACCACCCACCAGUCUCGGAACCAUGGCGGCAGUGGCGGCAGCGUCGGCUGAAUUGCUCAUCAUCGGCUGGUACAUUUUCCGCGUGCUGCUGCAGGUGUUCCUGGAAUGCUGCAUUUACUGGGUAGGAUUCGCUUUUCGAAAUCCUCCAGGGACACAGCCCAUUGCGAGAAGUGAGGUGUUCAGGUACUCCCUGCAGAAGCUGGCAUACACGGUGUCGAGAACCGGACGGCACGUGCUGGGAGAGCGCCGCCAGCGGGCCCCCAACUGAGGCCCCAGCCCCCUCCCCUGGGCGGCCGUGUCACCAGGUGCUCCUGUGCCAUUCCACCAGCAUGGGAGCCAGCGCCGCGCAGGAAUGGGGCGUCCCCUGUGCCCUCUCGCCAGAGGAGCACUUGCCAAGGUCAGUGAGGGGCUGGUAGGCCCCCGGAGAAGCAGCACCGACAAUGACGACAACAAGAGAUCCCUUCCCCACCCCUUUGCACCCCUCCCACUGCGGGUGGCCUAGAGGGAGGAGGGGGGCUUGGGGGGAGCAGACUCCUGAGAUCUGGGCACAGGCAACGCAUUCAGAUCUGGACCAAGUCGGGACAGCGCCAUCCCAGCUGUGCAGCCAUGGCCAUGCCAGCAGGCGGCACCACAGAGAUCCAGACAACUACACCAGCCAGCAGAAUGGCCAUUCCAACAUCACCAGCCGAAGCCCUGAAUCUCGGUGCAGCAGACGAGCGACAACUAUGUGCCUGUGUGGCAGGACUGGAGGGCAGAGGGUGAGGGGAGAGGGUUAAGAAGCAGAGCAGGGCCCUCACUGUCCUUUGCCUACGGCAUGUGCAUUCCAGCCUUGCUGCCUUUGCUCCCUCAAUUCCCCUUUCUUCCUCACUGCCACCCCAAAGAAAUGUGUCACUCAAUUUGGACCUACUGAGCAAGAAAAUGAAUCCCAUCUUUAUCAAAACACCUUCUCCAAGCCCCCAGCCUCUCACUGAUCUUGAAUCCCCCAGGUCUCAUGCAAUUGUGGUCAAUAUUGUGGUAAUCGCUAAUUGUAAUGAUUGUAUAAGUGUGCAUUAGUUGUGUCUCCCCGGCUAGAUUGUAAGCUCCUGGAGGACAGGGACCGCCUCUACUAAAAAUAAAAAAGUACCUCCCCUGUCUCGCACAGUGUCCCAGGACCCUGCGGGGCGGUGGAGGCGCACCAAAAA